Molecule: messenger RNA, 1263 nt
Organism: Cyclospora cayetanensis
Lineage: Eukaryota; Apicomplexa; Conoidasida; Eucoccidiorida; Eimeriidae
Product: elongation factor Ts-like
Exons: 3
Coding region: 1-1263 (420 amino acids)
Biological process (GO): mitochondrial translational elongation
Cellular component (GO): mitochondrial matrix
Molecular function (GO): protein binding; translation elongation factor activity
Source: RefSeq, a predicted model, not a curated record
AUGGAGUUUCCUCACAAGCCGCCGGCCGUCGACGCUCCUCGCGCUGCGGCGGUCGAUGCAACGGAAGUUGCCGGAAAGUCAAGCCCCGGGGUGCCGAGCCAGCAGGCUUCCCACGUAGACGCUCCUGUGAAACCAUGUGCUGCUUCCCCAACUGCAAACGGCGCAUCUAAGGCGCCAGCGAAUGCUACAUCACUUGUAAAGCAGCUUAGAGACCGUACUUCCGUCAGCUUCGGGCUUUGCAAGCAGGCUCUUGAGGCAACAGAGUGGGAUGCGGAGAAAGCUGUCCUCUUCUUACGAAAAGCCGGCAUUGCCAGGGCAGCAAAAACUGCACUUCGCGAUGCCCAAGAAGGAGUUGUUUCAGUUGUUGGAUCCAGAGAAGGAAGCAGCUGGAGUGCUGUGGUGCUGAACUGUGAAACCGACUUCGUCCAGCGCAGUCCAAAGUUCGUGGCCUUCUCCAAGGCCCUUGCAGAGCAUUGCCAUUCUAUUUCAAGUGGGGACAAUACAACUCAGGGUGAUCCAGGACCGACAGACACUUCAGAUGGUGUAGUUUCUCAACUGAAGAGUUCGCAACCUUCAGCGCAACUUUCCGCAUGCGCUCAAAGCUGCAGUGCCAACACACCGGCUUCGGUGCAGGAGCUUCUGGUCGAUCUUGCGACGCAGUUUGGGGAAAAUAUCGUCAUCACAGCAGUGGAACGCAUUGAUGCUGCGGCCGAUUCCUGCAUCGGUGCUUAUGUGCACGGAGAAAUCGAAGCUGGCGUGGGCACGGUGGCUGCUCUUGUGGAGAUCCACUACGCUGUAUUGGAUGACACACAGGCAUGUGCAUCCUUGCACAAACGUGUAGCCGAGCUUGCAAAGCUUCUCUCCAUGCAGGUUGUUGCGACCAAACCCAGGUUCAUCAGUAUGGACUCUAUUCCUGACUCAUUUGUGGAAACGGAACGCGCGAUCAUUGAAGCAGCUGCGCAGAAGAAAAGUGCGGCAGGAUCUUCGGGGGGAACAAAACCGGUCGAUCUGACAAAGGUCAUUGAAAAACGGCUAAAGCAUUGCCUAGAGGAGCAAUGUCUUCUGCAGCAGGAAUUUUUAAUGAUGGGCCGCGUUCAGAAUGCUUUCGACAAUGACGGAGCUGGCGGGGAAGCACACGAUCCAGCAGAGCAAAGGAACCGGAACCCUUGUACUGUGGCUGACGCAAUCAAAUUCGUAGGACAAAGACUGGGCUGCAAGCUUGAGGUCUCGCGUAUGUGGCUCCUCAGUGUCAGAAGCGUGUGA